UUUUAUUUCCCUAUAAAUAGCUCUCUAUAUUCUUCAUUUCUCAUAACCAUUCUUACUAUCAAAAAACACAUUUGCUCCCUUUUUUCAUCUUUUAAUUUUCUUCACAUCUUGUUAGUUUCAAUUUCCAAAAAUGGCCACUGUUGAGGUUCAAUCCACACCAGCCCCAGAAGUAGUAACUGUUCCAGCUGAAAUCGAGGCGAAGAUCACACCAGAAACAAUCAAAACCGAGGAAGUAGCCCCCGUUGUUGCAGAAGAAACAGCACCAGCACCAAUACCAACGCCAACAGAAGAAACCGCUUUAGUUGAAGAAAAAGCGGUCCCCGCCGUGGAAGAUACCGUAAUCGAACCAGCACCAGAACCAGAAGAAGAGAAAUCAGCUCCAGCUGUUGAGGAAACAGUGGCUGAAGAGAAAACAGAAGACUCUGUUUUGGCAGAGGAAACAGUGGGUGCAGAACCUGAAGUUGUUGAUGAUGAAAAAGUUGAAGUGGAGAGUGAGGCAAAAGAAGAUGAGGAAAAAGUUGUUGAUGCACCAGCUGUUGAACAAGUUGAGAAGAUUGAAGAGUAAAA
Messenger RNA from Solanum lycopersicum (tomato), 567 nucleotides. RefSeq names its product induced stolen tip protein TUB8-like. Lineage: Eukaryota; Viridiplantae; Streptophyta; Magnoliopsida; Solanales; Solanaceae. The record is from RefSeq and is a predicted model, not a curated record.